Messenger RNA from Thermothelomyces thermophilus ATCC 42464, 1851 nucleotides. RefSeq lists its product as uncharacterized. The record is from RefSeq and is a predicted model, not a curated record. The transcript has 4 exons. Gene Ontology annotation, cellular component: proteasome regulatory particle, base subcomplex. Gene Ontology annotation, molecular function: ATP binding; ATP hydrolysis activity; proteasome-activating activity. The coding region runs from base 181 to 1572 and encodes 463 amino acids. NCBI's taxonomy places the organism in Eukaryota, Fungi, Ascomycota, Sordariomycetes, Sordariales, Chaetomiaceae. Gene Ontology annotation, biological process: proteasome-mediated ubiquitin-dependent protein catabolic process.
CUGGCCACUCCAUCACACCUCAACCAACAAGCGCCCAUCCGCCGUUGGCAUCCACGUCCGCGGGUCAUCGCAUCCCACAGAGGGAAUAUAGUGAAGCGCACUCUCUGUGCGGUUUAUUUUCUUUACAUUCCAACCGGACAGUCAAAGUUAUCGCUCCGACCGGGGCCGCAGACCGGCACCAUGGGUCAGAAUCAAUCAGGCAUGGGCGGUGGCAUGGGCGGGGGCAAGGAUGGCCGGGAUGACAAGGACAAAAAGAAGGACAAGCCCAAGUAUGAGCCGCCGCCGAGACCUACCACGCGCAUCGGCCGCAAGAAGAAGAAGGCUGGCGGUAGUAGCGCAGCUGCGAAGUUACCUCCUGUCUACCCGACGAGCCGAUGUAAGCUCCGGCUGCUACGCAUGCAGCGCAUCCACGACCACCUUCUUCUUGAGGAGGAAUACGUCGAGAACCAGGAACGGCUUCGGAAGGCGAAGGCUGCCAAGGACGACGCCGCGCCAGCUUCGGAAUUGGAGUCCUCCGACCGGAUGGCCGACGAGCGCAGCCGCGUCGAUGACAUGCGGGGCAGCCCCAUGGGAGUCGGCACGCUGGAGGAGAUGAUCGACGACGACCACGCCAUUGUCUCUAGCACAACUGGCCCGGAGUACUAUGUCAGCAUCAUGAGCUUCGUUGACAAGGACCUGCUCGAGCCUGGCGCUAGCGUGUUGCUGCAUCACAAAACAGUCAGCAUUGUUGGCGUGCUUACGGACGACACAGAUCCUCUUGUGAGCGUCAUGAAGCUCGAGAAGGCGCCUACUGAGUCCUAUGCCGAUAUUGGUGGUUUGGAGCAACAGAUCCAAGAGGUUCGGGAAUCGGUCGAGCUGCCUCUGCUCCACCCUGAGCUCUACGAAGAGAUGGGUAUCAAACCGCCCAAGGGCGUCAUCCUCUACGGUGCACCUGGUACCGGAAAGACUCUCCUGGCCAAAGCUGUGGCCAACCAGACUUCGGCCACAUUUUUGCGCAUCGUCGGAAGUGAGCUCAUUCAGAAGUACCUCGGUGAUGGUCCCCGGUUGGUUCGCCAGUUAUUCCAGGUUGCCGCUGAGAACGCGCCAUCCAUCGUCUUCAUUGACGAAAUCGACGCGAUCGGUACAAAGAGAUACGAUUCCACAUCAGGCGGUGAGCGUGAAGUCCAGCGGACCAUGCUGGAACUCCUCAACCAGCUGGACGGCUUCGACGACCGUGGCGACGUCAAGGUCAUCAUGGCCACCAAUAAGAUCGAGACCCUUGAUCCUGCGCUUAUCCGGCCAGGCCGUAUUGACCGCAAGAUUCUAUUCGAGAACCCGGAUCAGAACACCAAGCGCAAGAUCUUUGCCUUGCACACGAGCAAAAUGUCGCUCAACGAGGACGUUGACCUGGAGGAAUUCAUUGCUCAAAAGGAUGAUUUGUCCGGAGCCGAUAUCAAGGCAAUUUGCUCUGAGGCGGGUCUCAUGGCUCUCCGGGAGCGCCGCAUGCGUGUGCAGAUGGCCGACUUCCGCGCGGCUCGUGAGCGCGUGUUGCGCACAAAACAGGAGGGCGAACCAGAGGGUUUGUAUUUGUAACAGCUGUGUACGACGGGGAGCCAGCGGCUUAAGCAGAGCAGCAGCAGGAUGCAAAUACAGAAUAGACAAGCGAAGUUGGCAUGCCCACUGCAUUGGCAAAGUAAUUGGGAUCCGUUUGUUGCCAUGCUUUGGGUUUUCUUGAUGGUGACGUUCCACGUCUAAAUACCACAAACCCUACGGGAAGGUUACUCAUGUUUUUUUUUUUUUUUAAAAAAAAAAGAAACAAAUCUAAUAGUCAGUGGACAAAAUGAAUAGUUUCUGGUUAAACGCAGGAUAAGC